UACAAGUAGUAAGGAGAAGCUCCCGCCCAGGGGGCUAUUCAGCAUUGUGAUGACCUACGCAGGGCAUGAUAAUCUUCGGCAUGCUAUCUGUUCCGCAAAACAGUCAGGAUCACUUUAAGUGUGGGACGUAACAUCGAAACCAUGAACUCAAUUAGUCCGUAUGCAUAGGCAUUGUUCAAAAUGCUCGUAAGUGACAGGGGGCCUUCUUCUAUUACUCUUCUAACGGUGAUCCAAACCAUUCUAUGUUCCAGUAGACGGAUAUGAGCCCAUGGAAGUUCCUCCCUACAGUAGCAUGGUGGCAUGUCACACAGACACGACCAGGGCAAUCGUCUGUUCCCAGUCUCACCCUGCUGCAACGGCUGCUGGCAAGAUACCAAGCGAGACAAGGAGAUAGAGGAAACACAGAAGGAAUCCGACGCUGUGAAAUCGUCCGCAUCGGAGAUUUGCAGCAUCACGGGGCGUAGUCACGAAAAUCCGGUCAAGUUCAAUAGACUCACCUGCCCCAAGUACCCGGCGGACGUGAGUAGUAAUCAUGAAGAACAGGCCAUCAUCGUCACCGAAGCAUUUGCGCUUGACGAAAAACACGCAGAUGUUGCACUAUCGACAGCAGGCGAGUCGGGCACAGCAGGGGAAAGCCCAGAAAUACAUCAAAUUUCAAGGAAAUCAUCAGUGACAACGAGGAGAAGGGAUGCGAUACAAACCAGACACGACGCCAAUAGCGACCACCAACGAAGCCGGCGGCAACUAGAACCUCACGAGACGGAGCGAGGAUUUCAUUCACAAUACUGAAUUUCGAGCCGAGGAUGGUGGCUUGCUGAAGUGACAGCACUGGAAUGAGCUGUUUUUCUUGCCGAAGAGCGAAGGGCAUCGUUCUUGACACGGACAGGACCAUUGUCAUCAUCACCGCCAUGAAGCCGAACCUGCCUGCUGACAACUCAACGGGUCAAAAGCGGCGCAUUAACAAGGCGGGCAUUCUCGACAACCCGACUGUCGAGUUCAAGACGGCCAAACAGCAUAUGAUUAUGUUGUUAAAAAUACUUCUAAGGGUCCUUUAGAAGUGGUGACUCAUCACUCUGGUAUCAACCUCUACCGGCAGCAACUCGAAGACGAGCGAAACCGACACAUCCAAGAACCCCUCGUCUGCAAGUUCCCGAUG
Messenger RNA from Pseudomassariella vexata, 1156 nucleotides. RefSeq lists its product as uncharacterized. The transcript has a single exon. The record is from RefSeq and is a predicted model, not a curated record. Lineage: Eukaryota; Fungi; Ascomycota; Sordariomycetes; Amphisphaeriales; Pseudomassariaceae. Bases 301 to 789 code for a protein of 162 amino acids.